UUUUACUGUUAGUGAUUUUGUGGCAAUUCUUAAUGUUUACUUUUUAUUGUCAUUUUUUCAUUAAUUAACGAGUAUAUUUUUCAUAUAAAAAUUAAAAAUUUCGAAAUUAAUUUACCCUCAUCAUAGUAUAAACAAAUAAAUUUAUUUGUAAUUGGAAAAUAUAUAAAACAUGGUAGGUACUUGGUUCAUUUACUACCUGUGAAUUUUGAUAUACCUACAUAAUAUAUUAUAAAUAUUAUUAGGAUUUAGUAAUUUUACAAAAUAUAACCGAUAUAUACAUUUUGGAUUCUAAAAAAUAUAUAAAAAUCAAUUUUUUUUUGUUUUCUGAUUUUAGUGAUAACAAGCAUCGGGAGUUGAAAUCUGUAACUGUGCUUAUUUUAAAUUCAUAAGGCCAAUUAUUUUACCAAAUUAAAGAAGAAAAUAUUAGGUACCUGAUUUUCAAUAAAGAAUUUUUCAGAAGUAAACAAAUAAUACAGUAAAGUAUAAAAUGUUCAGUACAAAACUAUUUGAUGUUAUACCUAGGUAUUUUAUAAAACAUUUUUUUUUUUAUUAAUUCACUUUUUUUUUUACUUUGUUAUUUUUUAGUUAAACUAAAAUAUAUAUAAAACACUGUCAACACUUUAAUAUUGAUGCAGAAUUAAAAAUAUUAAUGAAAUAUUAGGUACAUAUUGCAUAAAAAAAGUGUAUGUGUUUUAGUUGUAGUAUUUUGAUUUAUUUAUUAUACAAUUUUCUAUUAACAAUAAUAAAUUUAUAUUGUUUAAGUAUGAAUAGAUUGAUUCUAGGUUGAAAAGUACCAUUUAAGAAAAUUUAGUCACAAAAUAUGGGUUUCCACUAUUACCUAUAAAAUAGGUACUUACUGUUAUAAAUAAUUUAAAUAAAUUUGGUUAAAAAAUACAUUAUCUGGGAAGCAUAAUAUAGUAUCAAAAAUCCACCUUUUUAAACAGAAUAAAUGUUAUCAUCUUAAUUUAGUGAAAUAAUUUAUUUUUAGUUCUAUUUGAUUUCAAGUACAAUGAUUCAGAACUAAAAACACAUUUUUGUUAUAUCGCCUAUAAAAGCAACUGAGACAGCAAAAUGUUAAUGUGAUGCACUCUUAAUUUUAAAUAUAAUAGAAAUGAUUUUAAACUAUAAAGAAAUACUAAUAAAUUGAAAUUUAAAUAUUUUCUUUUUUCAUUCAUGAUAACUGCUAAUUUUUUUUUUUUUAACUUUUAUUUUAAAUGAUAUAUUAGCUUUAUAGUUAUUAUACAUUCUAACAAUAUCGAAUAACAGUCUUAACUUUUUUCAGAUUAUUGUGUAAAUUAGGAAAGGAACAAGUAUCUGCAAAUAUAAUUUAAAAAUUGUAUUUAAUGAAAUUUUAAAGUUCAGUAAGUUAAAUAUACAAUUAUAAUGUUUUUGUAUUUAUUAAAAUUUAAUAUAAUUUAAUUUCAGAUCGAAACAAAAUGGCUACAAGGUGGAGUAGUGACUAUAAUGUUAUUGAGGUUAGAGAUUGUGAUGCUAAUAAAAUGGCUGUGGAUUAUACUGGUUGUAUAGUGUUUUUAGCUGGCCAUGAACAGUAUGGUUUUAUAGAAAUACAUAAAUCAGCAAAUAUUAUAAACUCUAGACCCAUCAAGUAUCCAGUUUAUGCUACAGAAUGGAAUCCAUCCUCUUAUAAUCAACAUAUAUGUGCAUUUGCUUAUAAUAAUCAUGUGCAACUACUCUGUUGGGAAAAUGGUGCUAAUAUGGCAUAUCCGUAUAAUUUGACUGCUCAUACACGAACUGUAUUGGAUUUAAAUUGGCACCCUUCUGAACCAACUAUUCUAGCUUCAUCGUCUAUUGAUACAUUUGUAUAUAUUUGGGAUAUUCGAGCACCUGCUCGACCAGCCAUAUCACUUACAGCUUUUCUUCCAGCUUCAAAAUUGCGAUGGAAUCAUAUGACUGAUAACUUAUUAGCUACUGCUCACAGUGGAAAUGUAAAAAUUUGGGAUCAAAGAAAAGCUUCACAUCCUCUUCAUUAUAUUUCAGCUCAUUUUGAUUGUAUAAACUGUUUAGAUUGGAGUUACACAAAUGAAAACCAAUUAGUUACUUCCAGUUGUGAUUCUAUUGUAAAAUUUUUUGAAAUCAAUAAUCUUAAGAAACCAGAAAGUGUUUUGGAUACCGUGAAUCCAGUUUGGAGUGUUAAAUGUACACCUUUUGGCAAUGGUAUACUAAUUGUUUUGGUUCCUCCAGAGAAAAAUGUGGACAAUAAUUUAUUGUUAUGGAAUUUAAAUACCAUUGAUACACCAGUACAUACAUUUAUUGGUCAUACUGAUACAAUACUAGAAUUUCAGUGGAUGAAAAAUAAUGAGGAUACAUUUGCUGAACAUGAAUUAAUAACAUGGUCUAAAGAUCAGACCCUAAGAUGUUGGAAUGUUGUGCCAUACCUUCAGGAAAUGCCUAUGAUGGAUUAUAUUGUGAGGUCAUGUACUGAUAAUGUGGAUGUUAAUUGUGAUACGCAACACUCUGAAACUAGUGACAUAUCUAGUGAUUCACAUGAUGACAUAAAUGUUGUAAACUUUGAUAAUGAAGUUGAAGGUGCUCAUUUUAAUAUGUCUUCUUGUAGUGAUUCAUGUGGCAGUGAAAAAAAUGAACCUAUUUUAAAUUUACACCAAGAAUUUCUUUCAUUAAAUGUUGGUUCUGAAGUUUUUAUUGAACAAAAAGAUCCUGAUAGACGUGUUUUAAUAGCUUUAGUAAAAAUAAAUAAUAAUUCUUUAACCAUUCAUAUGACAUUUCCUUUAGAUUAUCCUGUAAAUGUUGAACCACGGUUUCAAAUUAGUAAAUGUACUUACGACGAAGGCAUGAAAAAAAAAAUACAUAAAGUAUUAUAUGAUUCAGCUGUAAAACAAGUUGCUAAAAACUUGACUUGUGUACAGUAUUGUCUUCAUGAACUUGUUAUAUUUCUUAGAAAAAAUCGAAUAUCAUUUUCAGAAACUCAAUUUGGUGAAGAUGACAAAAAAACGCACUCAGUUUAUUCUCAAUCGCCAUCACAUUAUGAACGUUCAAGUACUUACAUAUCUAGCCAAGAUUCUUAUAAUAUGCUACAACAUAAGAAUAUGGGAUUAAAAUUUUGUAAUAAUGGUUCAUUGUUGUGGUUUAAUACUCCACCAAAAAGGAAACCGGAUUUCUUUCCAUCUUUGGCAUUACAAAAAAUUGACAACACAAAUAAUACUCCUGCACAAAAACUUCAACCCUUUUGGUUCAGCAAUAAGGGUUCUAAAACUGAUGGUAGCAAUCGAAACACAAAGAAUAACAGAAAAGAUCAGCAAUCAGACAAACCGAUAAUUGCAAUUUAUGAUGUAUCGUGUUUAUUUCCAAUUAAUAAAGACUUGGCAAUAAAAUAUGAACUUGAUAUCACUGAUGUUUUCAAAACUUGCUUGAAAAAUGCUUGGAUCACAAAUGGUUUUAAAAGAAAAGAUUUAGUUCAAGCUUGGACAUUGGCAGCAUAUGCUUGUAAUAUAAACUGUGAUUUACAAAACAAGGGUACGUUAAAAAUAGACCAAAUUAAUAGUUGGAAAAAUCAUCCGUUUACAACACAAUUGAUUGAUUCAUUAAUCCAUCAUUAUGCCAGUCAUUCUGAUUUUCAAACUGCUGCUUUAUUGUGUUGUGUGUUCAACCCGAAUCCUGCUUUUAAAAAUAUUGAACAAGAUAGAACUCCAACUCCUGUACUUACACGUUCAAACAGUCUAUCAGAAGGUUUUAUAUUUUCUAGGGGACAAGAAAAUACAAAUGAAUGUUUUGAAAUUUGCGACCAAGGAUUGUUGUUGGAAGAUUCUAAUUCACAAAAUACUGCUUACUAUGAUGAAUAUAAAAAAAUGUAUAUAGAUGUAUUAGAUAAUUUGGGAUUACUAGAUCAGCAAGCCAGUGUUAAAAAAUUUUUAAAACAUCAAACUGACAAAAGUAGUUCUUUUGUUUGCAAAUUUGUAGUUGAGUGCAUUAAAUGCAAAGAUGUUUUGAAAGAUGGAUUCUGCCAUCAAUGUCAACUGUUUAAUCUGAAAUGUUCAUUGUGUAAUUCUACUGUAAGAGGUGCAGCUCAUGUUUGUUUAAAAUGUGGACAUGGUGGUCAUGCUGAUCAUUUAAUUGAUUGGUUUAGUACAGAAACUUUGUGUGCUUUACGUUGUGGAUGUUGUUGCUUAUUUGAAACUAUGUCAAUACUGCAUGUUAAAAAAUAUGAUUCUAAAGACGAUUGAAGAUUUGAUUUUAACAUUCACAAAUAAUCUCAGCUUUAACAUAGUUCCUCUUUAGUUACAAUAUAUCAAAAAUAUUACAUUUUAUAAGUAUGAUAAAUCAUGA
Molecule: messenger RNA, 4302 nt
Organism: Cinara cedri
Lineage: Eukaryota; Metazoa; Arthropoda; Insecta; Hemiptera; Aphididae
Source: the annotation of a GenBank genome assembly